Aspergillus welwitschiae is the source of this 1380-nucleotide messenger RNA. RefSeq names its product HECT-type E3 ubiquitin transferase. The record is from RefSeq and is a predicted model, not a curated record. Bases 85 to 1380 code for a protein of 431 amino acids. The transcript has 3 exons. Gene Ontology annotation, biological process: protein monoubiquitination; protein autoubiquitination; protein polyubiquitination. Lineage: Eukaryota; Fungi; Ascomycota; Eurotiomycetes; Eurotiales; Aspergillaceae. Gene Ontology annotation, cellular component: cytosol; nucleus; ubiquitin ligase complex. Gene Ontology annotation, molecular function: ubiquitin conjugating enzyme binding; cyclin binding; ubiquitin protein ligase activity.
AGACAACCAAAUAACCAACACUGAGAAUAUCCAUGCUCGCCAGACAAAUAACUACUAACACAGCCAUAGAGAGACAAACUAACGAUGUCACAAUCACUACAAGAUGAAUCACAAACCAACCCAGCAACACCCCUUCACCUCCACGCCGAACUCCUCCCCAACAUCCGCCAACUAACCCUCUACAUCUCAGUCCCCCCAAAUACCCCCCGGUCUAACCUCCAAAUCACCCUCUCCGACUCGCGGCGCGCAGUUACUGUAACAUCGUCCCUAUCCAACACCAACCAAGAUGACCCCACCCCAACCUCAGAGACAAUCAAACUCCCCGCGCGCGUCAGCGAAUCGUCUCGUCGCAUCCUCCAACAACAGCCACCCUCCACACAAGGCGAAAGCGAGUACUCCUUCCGCAUGCAAGUAGACGAUAAUGACACGUCCCUGCACAAGGACGAAACCACCCUAAAUGACGGGUUUAUUCCUUGGACAGCGACAGACAUGUCCGCGCAUACACGCCUGCGGUGCGUCAAGUGCCAUAACCCCAUAAUGGAGGGCGGUAAAGUGUGGAAAGACCUUCCUAGUGGGAACUGGGCUGAGAUGAUGGAUUUCUGGCAUUGUCAUAAGCCGGAUCCGCCGGAGGAGGAGCGGAACAAAGAGGGGGAGGAUCCCAAUGCGGUGGUGAAGGGGUAUGGGGCAGGCAAUCAGCUUGUUGCGGUGGAGGGGACGGUGUUGGUGGAUGUGACGAGUUUCUUGGUGAAGGGGGUGGAUUGUUUGGGUGUUGAGGAAUCAAAGGUCCCUCCCAAAGACUCAACAUCAACACAACCAGACACAGACACAGAACCAACAAUCCUAACCUGCACAACCUGCACCACCCAACUCGGCCUCCCCGACCCCAUCGCCAACGGCUACCGACUCUUCAAAACCAGCCUGUCCGCCAACACCACCUCAUCCUCCGAAGACAACGACCCCCCAGAGGAGACCUGGGAAUCCCACCCCCCCGAAACCAUCCUCACCGCACAACUCCUCGAACUCAUUGAACGUGAAAGCUACCGCAGAUUCGUCAUCCACUGUGGAGCUAAAGCUGGACUACUCAUAUGGCCCUUCAACCCCUCCCUCCGCUACUCCACGACCAGCGCAUCACACAGCACCGCCGCACAACUCGCAAUGAAGGUCUUUUACCAGCAUGUUGAUAAUGUCGAGGAGAUCUUGCAUCCUGAGGUGGGGAAAGGAAACCAGUCGUUGGCGAUUGAGGAGGUGAGGCUUCCGGGGGAGCAAGCGUAUAGGGAAUUGGUGGAGGUGUUGGAGGCGAGGAAUGCGAUGUUGCCGGCUUCGGCGAGGGUGUUUCGGGAGUGGAGGGUUGGGUUGUUGUGGAGGUUUGAGAGGAAAUAA